AUGUUCAGCAAGUUGAAGGGCCUCCUUGCUGGCCCACAGGUGCCAGAAGCUGGGGCCCCCAAAGCGGCCCCUGAUCCCGACCCCGCUCCAGCCCCAGCUCCUGCUGCCUCUCCAGCUGCAGCUCCAGCAAAGGAGGAGAAGCCAGCUGAUAAGGAGGAUGAGGCAAAGAAAGAGGACAGACAGCCGGAAACAACCCCAGCUCCGGCACCGGCCCCAGCUCCAGCCCCAGCUCCGGCUCCUGCUGCAGCUCCAGCUCCAGCUCCCGCUCCGGCCCCUGCUGCAGCUCCUGCCAACCCUGAUCCAGCUGGACCUGAGGGGGCAGAGGCAGCCCCCCCUCCACCUCCACCCAUCGUGGUUAACAAGUACUCAGAUGAGCAGCUCAGAGCCAUAAUCCAGCGGAUGAGACAGAGAACAACUCUCUACAAGGAGAAAGUCGUCGAUCAGCACGCCUCAUCCCCUGAGAUCACCCCUCCUGUCACACCAGUACUUCGCAAAGAUGACUACACCAAAGUAAUAGAGGAGAGGAAAAGGCAAGCAGAGGAGGAGCGGAUAAGGAAGGAGGAGGAGGAGAAGAAGAAGAAGGAGGAGCAGGAGAGGAAAAAGAAGGAAGACGAGCAGAAGAAGAAGGAGGCAGAGCAGAAGAAGAAGGAGGAGGAGGAGAAGAAGAAAGCAGAGGAGAAAGAUGAGAAGAAGGAGGAGAAGAAGGGGGUGGAGUUGAAGGCCAAGUUUCUUGAAGCGACCUGGUCUUGUGUGGAUGCUGUGCUGAAGCCGGUGGAGGACAGGAUGGACUCUGUGAUGGGGACCACCAUCGACCCUUUCACAGACCGCCGCUACAUUGCCUGGCUGAGUUUGGUGACGCUGGCCUUCAACUACAACACGUGGUUCAUGACAGCCCGCCUGUGUUUUCCCUACCACACAGCCAGCGCCAUCCCUUACUGGUUCAUGAUGGACAUGCUGGCUGACCUCAUCUACCUUGUAGACAGCAUCAUCUUCCAGCCACGCAAGCAGUUUGUCAAGGGAGGUGACGUCAUAAAAGAUAGAGUACUGACAAAGAAGAACUACAGAGAUUCAGAGAGAUUUAAGAUAGACUUGAUGUCCCUCAUACCGUUCGACUUACUGUACUUCCAGUUUGGAUUCAAAUCCAUUUUCAGGGCCAAUCGUUUGCUGAAGGCAGACACAUUCUUUGAGUUCAGCGAUCGUUUGGAGAGCAUCAUGGCCAAGGCUUACAUCUGGAGAGUGAUUCGCACCAUUGGAUAUCUCCUCUUCAUGCUUCACCUCAACGCCUGCAUCUACUACGUGGCUUCAGACUACCAGGGCAUUGGCCAGACCAAAUGGGUGUACUCUGGCCUGGGGAGUGCUUACCUCAGCUGCUUCUUCUAUGCGGAGAAGUCCCUGCUGAUGAUCGCCGAGUUGCCAUUUCCAGAAACCAUGUUCGGACAGAUCUUUCAGAUGACAAACUACCUUUUCGGGGCGUUAUUUUUGUCCACCAUUCUUGGCCAGAUGAGAGAUGUCAUUGGUGCAGCCACAGCAGGCCAGACCUACUUCCGAUCCAACAUGGACAACACUGUGGCCUACAUGGUGACCAACCGCAUCCCCCCUCUAGUGCAGAACAGGGUCCGCACCUGGUACACUUACACAUGGGACGCUCAAGGCAUGCUAGAUGAGUCCGAGCUGCUGGAUAAGAUGCCUCUGGUGAUGAGAACAGCAAUAGCUGUGGAUAUCAACCUGGCUACCUUCCAAAAGAUUGAUCUUUUCAAGGGCUGCGACCAGCAGAUGUUGGUAGACAUGUUGUUGAGGCUGAAGUCUAUCAUCUACCUGCCUGGAGACUUUGUAGUGAAGAAAGGUGAUAUUGGAAAAGAGAUGUACAUCAUCAAAAGUGGAGCGGUGCAGGUGGUGGGAGGACCUGACAACAGCAUUGUGUUUGUCACACUGAAGGCCGGUUGUGUGUUUGGAGAAAUCAGUCUGCUGCAGUCGUCCAAAGAUGGAGGCAACAGAAGAACAGCUAACGUCAAAGCUUAUGGCUUUGCUAACCUCUUUGUCCUGGAGAAGAAAGACCUGUUUGACAUCCUGGUCCACUACCCCGAGUCUCAGAAGGUGCUGGCCAGGAAGGGCAGGCAACUAAUGAAGGCCAAAGGGCCAGCAGCAGCCAAAGCUGAGCAGGAGAAGAAGAAAGGACUCGCUCUGUUCGGACCUAAACCUCCGACACCCAAGCUACUACGUGCCGUUGGUGGAAAUAUUAACCGAACAAUCAUUGAUAAACUCAAGUGGUUCAUUGCGGAGGACACGUAG
Myripristis murdjan (pinecone soldierfish) is the source of this 2289-nucleotide messenger RNA. Its product is annotated as cyclic nucleotide-gated cation channel beta-3-like. Gene Ontology annotation, molecular function: protein-containing complex binding; intracellularly cAMP-activated cation channel activity; intracellularly cGMP-activated cation channel activity. The transcript is spliced from 18 exons. Gene Ontology annotation, biological process: monoatomic cation transmembrane transport. The record is from RefSeq and is a predicted model, not a curated record. Lineage: Eukaryota; Metazoa; Chordata; Actinopteri; Holocentriformes; Holocentridae. The coding region runs from base 1 to 2289 and encodes 762 amino acids. Gene Ontology annotation, cellular component: intracellular cyclic nucleotide activated cation channel complex; photoreceptor outer segment; plasma membrane.